This is a messenger RNA of Pistacia vera, 1428 nucleotides long. RefSeq names its product ACT domain-containing protein ACR11-like. Bases 378 to 1247 code for a protein of 289 amino acids. The transcript has 10 exons. The record is from RefSeq and is a predicted model, not a curated record. NCBI's taxonomy places the organism in Eukaryota, Viridiplantae, Streptophyta, Magnoliopsida, Sapindales, Anacardiaceae. Gene Ontology annotation, cellular component: chloroplast stroma; chloroplast thylakoid membrane.
CACCCAGUAAAUUUUUCUCUACAAAAAUCGCAUCAAAACCGACAAAUUUCUGGAUCAGAUCACGAACGGACGUGGGAGAUAAUCUCACAACACACACCCCAGAGGAUUGGAUUGGAUUGAAUCGAAACAAGUGAAAGCGAACUCUUCACACAUAAAAGCUUACCCACUUUGCUCUUGUUUUAAUGGCGGAUAUUUCGAGAACUCUCCAACUCAUCUCUAAUUUCUCCUCUCUAUCCCUUUUCAAACUUACCCUUUUCUUUAAACGCUCUCUUAUGGUUUCUUUCACCUCCCUUUCUUCUCUCUAGUACUCGUUUUCUUUUGCCUUGCUUUCUUCUUGUUGGUCUGAGUCUUUUGAGCUUGUGAUUUUGUGUUCCAAAAUGGCUGUUUCCAUGGCUUCAGUUUCUGUACAUUUGGUUGCUCAGUUAAGUUCUGGUAACAAGUUUAAAGCUUUGGAGCAUCCCAUGUUUAAAGUUUCUUGCUUUUCCCGUUUUGGUGAUAGGCCUCUUUGCAGUUCUCAUGGGAGGAGCAGGAGAUGGACAUCUUCGGUAACUACAAUAUUUCCACGAGCCUCAGCUACAGCCCUUGAGGAUGGAAGUAAUAGUGAGACUGACACAAUUCCGACACCUAAAGUCAUAAUAGACCUUGAUUCUGAUCCAGAUGCAACAGUGGUGGAGAUAACCUUUGGCAAUCGCCUUGGGGCUCUUCUUGAUACUAUGAAUGCACUUAAAAACCUUGGGCUGAAUGUCGUUAAGGCAAAUGUCUAUCUAGAUUCCUCUGGAAAGCACAACAAAUUUGCCAUCACUAACACUUCUACUGGUAGAAAAGUUGACGAUCCGGAGAUGCUUGAGGCAAUUCGUUUGACAAUUAUAAACAAUCUGCUUCAGUAUCACCCGGAAUCAAGUUCCCAGUUAGCAAUGGGUGUAGCUUUUGGCGUUGAACCACCAAAACAGCAGGUUGAUGUGGACAUAGCGACCCAUGUAAAUGUCUCUGAUGAUGGUCCUGAUCGAAGCUUGCUUUAUGUGGAGACAGUGGAUCGCCCUGGAUUAUUGGUUGAUCUUGUAAAGAUUAUCACUGACAUCAAUGUCGCUGUUGAAUCAGGAGAGUUUGACACUGAGGGGCUGUUGGCUAAGGCAAAAUUUCAUGUCAACUACAAGGGCCAAGCCCUCAUCAGGCCUCUCCAACAGGUUGUUGCUAAUAGUUUACGAUAUUUUUUGAGGCGACCAUCAACAGAGGAGGCAAGUUUCUGAGCUGUUGUUGAUGAUCCAAUUCACAAUUAUACACUCAAAUGAUUCUGUACUCCCAACAUGGAAUUAUAAAAUGUUGUCACUGUAAUGGCCUUGUAUAACCAAGACUUAUGGACAAUAAUCAAUAAAUCUGUGAUCUCUUAUUGUUAGAUUGAAACUGAUAUUUAUAUCGAAAAUUCUUCAA